Vigna angularis (adzuki bean) is the source of this 1527-nucleotide messenger RNA. RefSeq names its product sugar transport protein 10. The transcript has 3 exons. Gene Ontology annotation, cellular component: membrane. The record is from RefSeq and is a predicted model, not a curated record. NCBI's taxonomy places the organism in Eukaryota, Viridiplantae, Streptophyta, Magnoliopsida, Fabales, Fabaceae. Bases 1 to 1527 code for a protein of 508 amino acids. Gene Ontology annotation, biological process: monosaccharide transmembrane transport. Gene Ontology annotation, molecular function: monosaccharide transmembrane transporter activity.
AUGGCAACUAGCUUAGAUGGAGUGCGUCACUAUGAGGGCAAUAUCACAACAUUUGUACUGAUUACAUGUUUUGUGGCUGCAAUGGGAGGUCUUCUCUUUGGAUAUGAUCUUGGUAUUACAGGAGGAGUGACUUCCAUGGAACCAUUUUUGAUGAAGUUCUUUCCUAGUGUGUACAAAAAGAUGAAAGAUGAGUCAGAAAGUAAAAAUCAAUACUGCAAAUUUAACAACCAACUUCUUACAUUAUUCACCUCUUCCUUAUACCUUGCAGCACUACUAGCUUCGUUUUUUGCUUCUACCACAACUAGAAUGUUAGGGCGUAAAGCCUCUAUGCUCAGUGGUGGCUUAUUUUUUCUUAUUGGUUCACUAUUGAAUGGGUUUGCCAUGAACAUUGAAAUGUUAAUCAUUGGUCGUAUACUUUUAGGAUUUGGAGUGGGAUUUUGUAAUCAGUCUGUACCAGUGUAUUUGUCUGAAGUGGCUCCACCAAAAAUUAGAGGAGCACUCAAUAUUGGCUUCCAAAUGAUGAUCACACUUGGUAUCCUAGUUGCAAACCUAAUCAACUAUGGUACAUCCAAACAUACAAAUGGAUGGAGAAUUUCUCUAGGCAUUGCAGCUGUGCCAGCAAUUGUAUUAUGUAUAGGAUCUCUCUGUGUUGUUGAAACACCUAAUUCUUUGAUUGAAAGAGGAAAAUAUGAAAAAGCUAAGAAAAUGUUGGAGAAGAUUCGUGGAACUGAGAAAAUUGAUGAGGAAUAUCAAGAUCUUGUUGAUGCUAGUGAAAUGGCAAAGAAGGUAGAACAUCCAUGGAAGAACAUUGCAAGAGCAAAGUACAGGCCUCAACUAAUUUUCUGCACUUUUAUUCCAGCCUUUCAACAACUCACUGGCAUCAAUGUCAUCAUGUUUUAUGCCCCAGUUCUCUUUCAAAUUUUAGGCUUCGGUGGUGAUGCUUCACUCAUGUCUGCAGUUAUUUCUGGAGCUGUUAACGUUGUUGCCACACUAGUUUCUAUCUUCACAGUAGACAAGUUUGGAAGAAGAGUGUUAUUUCUUGAAGGUGGUGUCCAAAUGUUUAUUUGUCAGGUUAUUGUUGGAAUCAUCAUUGCUUUAAAGUUUGGACUAAAUGGUCAAGGAGCAUUUAGUAAAGUUGAAGCAAAUAUUUUGUUGUUCUUUAUAUGUGCAUAUGUUGCAGCAUUUGCAUGGUCAUGGGGACCAUUGGGAUGGUUGGUGCCAAGUGAAAUAUGCUCUCUAGAAAUUCGACCAGCAGGCCAAGCUAUUAAUGUUGCCACCAACAUGUUAUUUACGUUUGUAAUUGCUCAAGUCUUUCUUAGCAUGCUUUGUCACAUGAAGUUUGGUCUCUUCUUCUUAUUCGGAGGAUUUGUGGUUAUCAUGACUAUUUUCAUUGCAUUUCUUUUACCCGAAACCAAGAACAUUCCAGUUGAAGAAAUGAGUAUACUUUGGACUUCACAUUGGUUUUGGAAGAAAAUUGUUUCCAAGGAUAUUGAGUUCAACACUAGGAACAAUAACAGUGCUAUGUAA